ACUACGGUUAAAAAUUGCAAAAGAAGUAAAACCCCGGUAAACUUGAAAUUAUGGCUUGUAGAUCAGCUGUACAUCCAAACUCUGUCGUCUGUGAUAUACCUUUUAAAGGAACCAUAGACACAGAAAUUAGGGCUUAUUUGCUUAACGAACUCAUCAAAUAUAUUUUAUAUGAGAAAAGCCAAAUGCCUGAGAUGUUUGACCAACUCAAGAAACAUAUCAAUGUUCGUGGUAAAAAUGCAAACCCCAAGAGUUCAAACAAGAAUGACAGACAGGCUUUCUUACUUUAUUCUAGCUGUGAAAAAUUAUUUGGAAGUAUUGUGGCUAAUUUCCAAACUUACCCCCAAAUCCAAGAGUGUGCCAUUAUCCUUGGUUCCUCAUCUCUCAGCCCCAAAGAGGUGUUCCACAUCACUUUUCCUCCUGCAGACUCUAGUCAACACCCACAAAAGCCCCUGUCUGCCAAAGACUGCAAGCGAUUUCUUUUCUUACAGAUUUUUGCAAAGGACCCAUUCUUUAGUGGUUCAAGCCUCCCAUGUACCAAUAUGCACGUGUUACUGCUUGCCCCACGACAGCUUAAGUUGACUGGCUUCUCUGCCAAACCCGUCUACAAGCCUUCAAAACGUGGACAACAUUAUUACUUGAACUUAUUACAAGAUAGUGAGCAAGAUGAUGAUGAAGUCUCUUUCCAUCCUAAACACAACUACAGUCUUGAUUUGUCUGGGUUCGAACCACUCACGCCAUCCAAGAAAGAUGACAGUGUCCUGAAUGAUUUUCAUGCCUUAAACCUUUUGGACGAUGACGACAACUCUCAAAUAUGGUAUCAGGCAAACAUUAGUGUGAAAGGUUAUCAUGCAACUAUGCCAACAAAUUUAUAGCUCACAUACUUUCUGAAAAGAAUUUGGCUGAAAUGGAUGAGCAGGAUAUGAGUAUUUGAGAUUCUGGAUUAUUAAAAUUGAUAGUGAUGGGAUAAAAUGACUUGUGGUAUUUAUAUUCUUUUAUAUUCUGAGUUCAAAUCCAACCAAGGUCAACUUUUCCUUUCUUUCUAGGGGUCAAUAUAAUAAAAUACCAGAGAAGUUUCAGCAUUGAUUUAAUUAACUAUACACCUUUCCCCCCAAAUUUAUACCUUUAUUUGUUUUAUUUCUAUUUUUAUCAUCAUUAUGAAUUUAUGCAUGUGUAUGUAUAUGUGUGUAUAGAGUUUUAACACACACACACAAACAGAAUUGGAUGUUUCUAUUAAAGAAUGAGAACAAUUCAAAACUAUAUUAUGUAUAGAGUGGAUAUAUUAAUUAACAUAAUGACCGGUUUGUAAUUAGUCCUAUUUCUUCUUUAGACUUUGUUGGAGAAUUCUAAAGUGAAGGAAACAGGACUAGUUUUGUAACUAAUCUUAACACACGCACAUAUAUGUACCUAUAUAUACACGCACACACUUAAUCAUGUGUUGCUUCUGGUUUAACUUUUAAUUUAAUAUGGUAAAAGAAAUACCUGUAACAGUUGGUGUCACUCCAAUGAAAUUAACCUGAUUCUCUGUGAAAAUUAAAAAAAAACCUUUACCUAGUUGAUCUGUCCUUUAUUCUAGGUCAUAGAGAAUUGGGUCUCCGAUCAGAUUUUAAUGGUCAGAUAUCACAAAUCACUAUAUUACUUAUGCCUUUAAAUGAGACAUGAAUGUAAUAAUAUAUUUCACUCUCUGUAUAACUAUAGCUUUUUAAUUAUCAAAUAACAUGUUAAUUAUUAACUGGGCAUAUCUUCUUAAACAUAUUUUUUACUUUCCUACCUGUUGGCUGCCCUAGGUGAAACUACUUUGUCUUUGUUUUAGAGGUUGGAUCACAUCCAUGUACAGCAGUAUUUGCUUGGUGAUCAAACUCAGAGGCCAUAUAAGAGAACAUUCUCUUAUGACAUACUCAGUCCGAGAAAGGUGCCCUUCACAUCACUUCUGUACUUUUUGUCUGUUGAGUAACAGAUGUGCAAGUUAGGUAUGUUGAGGGACAUUCUUCUUGAACUGAGGUACAAGUGUUAUAUUGCAUCCAUGAACCAUGUCAAUGUCAUGUCAGAAAUCUUAGAAACCAAAGUGAUCAUCACCAUACCAGAAGAAUAUGAGAUGGUAACAGAAGAUGUAUUUACCAUGACAAGUCAAUCAAGUUGCAGCUGUUAAGGUGUUUGAGGUCUUGU
This is a messenger RNA of Octopus bimaculoides (California two-spot octopus), 2163 nucleotides long. RefSeq names its product MAD2L1-binding protein. Gene Ontology annotation, cellular component: nucleus. Gene Ontology annotation, biological process: regulation of exit from mitosis. NCBI's taxonomy places the organism in Eukaryota, Metazoa, Mollusca, Cephalopoda, Octopoda, Octopodidae. The record is from RefSeq and is a predicted model, not a curated record.